CUAGUUCAUCUCUAUAUAAAGUCGCCCUAAGGAAGGACCGUUUCCGUCCACUCUGCUCUCGCUAUUCACUUGCGAUUCCUCGAUCAGCUGAUGACGUAACAUACGACGAGCGUUCUCGCGUGCGGGAGAAGAGAAUUUCGCACAGUUGUGUGCCGUCUCGGUGUCCGUAGGUGGGUCGCGGAAUAGCCAGGGUGCGACGUAGGAGAGAAAACUUCAACGAGCUGGCGGAUUCCAUUUUUGCAACUGGCCUUCAGUCGAGCGGCUCGUCAACUCUUGCCGCGUAUCCGUCCGCACGUUCAUUGAUACGCGUCGCGUAUUGUCACGCUCGCGAGAAAACGUGCGCGAACUCUUCGCUGACACUCGGGGGUGAAUUCGGAUUUCGGAGGCGAGGAAGGUCGUAGAGGAUACUCUCGAGAAAGUCAUCUCAGAGGGUCCGGGAAUCGUCCAGGAUGAGCGUCGACGCGUACGGUCCCAGCAGCCAGACCCUCACGUUCCUCGACACCGAGGAGACGGAUCUGAUCGGCGCGGAUACCCAGGGCAGCGAGUUCGACUUCACCGACUUCACCCUGCCCUCGCAGAGCCAGACCCAGGCCUCGCAGCACGAUGCGGCCCAGACGCAGUCCAGUCAACCCGUUCAGGUAAAUGGAACAAAUGGUAGUUCAUCGUUGGAUUUAAAGAUUUCUGGAGCAGCUCAAAGUCUUGCCGAAUUGCAAUUUGAGGAAGAGGAAGAGGAAGCAUAUUAUAAUCGUGAUUUACCUGAACAUGCAUGUAAAUAUUGUGGUAUCCACGAGGCAUCAUGUGUGGUCAUGUGUAACGUUUGCCGCAAAUGGUUUUGUAAUGGACGCGGUAACACAUCAGGAUCACAUAUUAUCAAUCAUCUUGUUCGUGCUAAACAUAAAGAAGUUACAUUACAUAGAGAUGGUCCUCUUGGGGAAACUGUUUUGGAAUGUUAUUCCUGUGCUACAAGAAAUGUUUUUGUACUGGGUUUUAUUCCUGCAAGAGCUGAUUCUGUAGUUGUGCUGCUUUGUCGCCAACCAUGUGCGGCACAGAAUUCUUUGAAAGAUAUGAAUUGGGAUCAAGAGCAGUGGAAACCUUUGAUUGAAGAUCGUAGUUUUCUAUCUUGGUUAGUGAAGAUACCAUCUGAACAAGAGCAAUUAAGAGCUAGACAGAUUUCAGCACAGCAGAUUAAUAAAUUGGAAGAGUUAUGGCGAGACAAUGUUGAUGCUACUUUUCAAGAUCUUGAAAAGCCUGGAGUGGAUGAGGAACCGCAGCAAGUUUUGUUACGCUAUGAGGAUGGUUAUCAGUAUCAAAAUAUUUUUGGUCCACUUGUAAAAUUAGAAGCCGAUUAUGAUAAACGAUUGAAAGAAUCUCAAACUCAAGAGAAUAUUGAAGUACGAUGGGAUGUUGGAUUAAACAAGAAGACUAUCGCAUAUUUUAUGCUAGCUAAAACCGAUGGUGAUAUGAAAUUAAUGCAUGGAGAUGAACUGAGACUCCGUUAUUUGGGAGAACUUCAUAAGCCUUGGUCCGGAAUUGGACAUGUGAUUAAGAUCCCGGACAAUUAUGGGGAAGAAGUCGGAAUUGAAUUGAAAAAUAAUUCGGGAGCACCAACAGAAUGCAUCAGUAACUUUGUUGUUGAUUUCAUUUGGAAGAGUACGAGUUUUGAUAGAAUGCAAUCUGCAUUACGCAAGUUUGCUGUUGAUGACACUUCCGUAUCGGCUUACAUAUAUCACAGAUUACUAGGUCAUGAAGUAGAAGAAGUUUUGUUCCGUUGUCAUCUUCCCAAGCACUUUAGUGCGCCGAAUUUACCCGAUUUGAACAGAUCACAAGUAUACGCUGUAAAACAUGCAAUACAACGACCCUUGUCCUUGAUCCAAGGACCACCUGGAACAGGUAAAACCGUAACGAGUGCUACUAUAGUUUAUCAAUUGGUAAAACAAAAUGGAGGUCCUGUUCUCGUAUGUGCUCCUUCCAACACUGCUGUUGAUCAAUUAACCGAGAAGAUACAUAAAUCAAAUUUGAAAGUCGUACGAUUAUGUGCCAAAUCGCGAGAGGCUAUUGAUUCGCCAGUGAGUUUUCUUGCGCUGCAUAAUCAGAUAAAGAAUAUGGAGACGAACACCGAAUUGCAAAAAUUACAACAAUUGAAAGAUGAGACAGGUGAACUUUCGAGCGUUGAUGAAAAACGCUAUAGACUCUUGAAAAAACAAGCGGAAAAAGAGCUUCUAGAAGCGGCAGAUGUAAUUUGUUGCACAUGCGUAGGCGCUGGUGAUCCCAGAUUGCAUCGAUUAAAGUUCCAUUCUAUACUUAUUGAUGAGAGCAUGCAGGCUACCGAACCAGAGUGCAUGGUACCUGUUGUUUUAGGAGCUAAGCAAUUGAUCCUUGUUGGUGAUCAUUGUCAAUUGGGUCCAGUGGUGAUGUGUAAGAAAGCCGCGAGAGCUGGUCUGUCACAAUCUCUAUUUGAAAGACUCGUGGUACUGGGAAUUAGACCCUUCCGUUUGGAAGUGCAAUACCGUAUGCAUCCUGAUCUCUCGCGAUUUCCAUCUAACUUCUUCUACGAAGGUUCUCUGCAGAAUGGCGUUUGCGCUGAUGAGAGAAAAUUACUGAAGAUUGAUUUUCCCUGGCCUGCGCCAGAUAAACCAAUGUUCUUUUACGUUACGCAAGGUCAAGAAGAGAUAGCUGGAAGCGGAACAUCCUAUUUGAAUCGUACCGAAGCAUCCAAUGUGGAAAAGAUAACUACGCGAUUUUUACGUUGCGGCGUAAAGUCGGAACAGAUCGGAGUGAUAACCCCGUACGAAGGUCAGCGGGCUUAUCUCGUGCAGUACAUGCAGUAUCAAGGUUCUUUGCACUCGAAAUUGUAUCAGGAAAUUGAAGUAGCAAGCGUGGAUGCUUUUCAGGGACGCGAGAAAGAUAUAAUAAUAAUGUCCUGCGUACGAUCUAACGAACAUCAGGGUAUUGGAUUCUUAAACGAUCCUCGAAGAUUGAACGUGGCCUUGACUCGCGCAAAAUACGGUAUCAUCAUCGUAGGAAAUCCUAAGGUACUUUCAAAGCAACCACUCUGGAAUCAUCUGCUCAACUUUUACAAAGAACAAAAGGUGCUGGUCGAAGGACCGUUGAACAAUUUGAAGGAAUCUAUGAUCCAAUUUGCUAAACCAAAAAAACUCGUGAACGCGUCCAAUCCAGGCUCGCAUUUUAUGUCGACGUCGAUGUACGAUGCGCGCGAAGCUCUGAUCCCUGGAUCAAUAUAUGAUCGCUCCGGCACCCAGGUAAACGGUUCGCAAAAUCACAAUCCAUAUUAUCAGAGAAACAUGCCGCUUGAGAUGUUUAAUCGCACUCACGAUACCAUCGCCUACAUCAGCCCGGAACGAGUACAAGCGGCGAUGAACAAUGUGCCGGUGCCGAUGGGUAUAUUCCUGAACAUGUCGCACGUGCCGCCACGCUUUUACAAUCAACAUCAGCAGGCAUUACAGGCUCGUCAGAAUCAGAGAAAUCGACGCGGUACCGCCGCCGCCUCGGUGAAGAACAAGUCUGGUCCGCGUAUGGGUAAACUGAGUAGUCAAACCGAGCAAAACACACAGCCGUACAGCCAACCAGGUCUGCCAUUGACUCAGGGCACGACUCAAGGCAUGUCCCAGCCUGGUUUCAGUCUCUCACAGCCUGGUCUCAGUCAAGCGGAGCUUUCUCAGGACUCAUUUGCAGUGGGCGAAUUCCAGUCGCAGAUGGACGGUCUGUUGUCCCAGGAUUCGACCUAUCAGGGAGAUCGAAGUGGUUUCUAUCAAUCGGGCCAAUCGCAAGCCGGAGGACAAUUCUCGCAGCCCUACUGAACCGAGAUCUACCUACGGCUGAGCAAAGCAAUUGCCAUGCCAUGAAGGCUCAUUCGACCAAUUCUUCUUCGACCAGCAACCACAAAUCACUAACUGCGCAAAACGGUAAAACGGCUCGACGAUCGAGUACGAUAUUGCAGGAUAUGCUCAUGUCGUCGACGUGAGAGAAAGGGGAAUAUGAACGGAGAGAACGAAAGUUCCAUAAGCUAAUUCGCCAUUGGCGAACUCCACCAUGGACGAAAACAUGCGCAAGGCUCAUGAUUAUCUUACUGACUGUAACACAAGUGCGACAACAACAAAAAGGACAUCCACCACAGCCUGGGAAACGACAAACGACAAACCAUCAGUCAUGACACCUUGAACGGACCGUUUUAUCGCGGGGAUAUCGCGUAAUGCUAGAA
Nylanderia fulva is the source of this 4219-nucleotide messenger RNA. It is a transcript of the gene Upf1, whose product is annotated as Upf1 RNA helicase. Gene Ontology annotation, cellular component: cytoplasm. The record is from RefSeq and is a predicted model, not a curated record. Gene Ontology annotation, biological process: nuclear-transcribed mRNA catabolic process, nonsense-mediated decay. Gene Ontology annotation, molecular function: RNA binding; hydrolase activity; DNA binding. Lineage: Eukaryota; Metazoa; Arthropoda; Insecta; Hymenoptera; Formicidae.